GUCUAUUUGAGAAUUUCACAUUGCUCGUUUUCGUGCCUGUUAAUUAUAUAUAUCAUUCAUCAGACUCAAUUUGCAUCAGAGGCAUCAAGAAAAUGGCUACCUCCCAAAAGCUUUCGUUACUGAUUCUCACUCUCCUUGUGGUUCUCCAACUCUACUUCUCUUCUGCGGAAGCUGCCAUUAAAGGUGGCUACUGGUAUUCUGGAAGUGGUCUUUCAGUUUCCGACAUUAACCCUUCUCAUUUCACCCACCUAUUCUGUGCAUUUGCUGACCUUGAUCUUCAAACCAACACACUCACCAUUUCACCUGCAAACGCAGCUCAAUUCUCAACCUUCACUCAAACACUCCAGGCCAAAAACCCUUCAGUGAAAACCCUUUUAUCCAUAGGUGGCGGCGGCGGUCAUGAUUUGGCAGCCAAUUUUUCCAAAAUGGCUAGCCAAGCCAGUAGCCGCAAAACAUUCAUAGACUCUUCAAUCCAACUAGCCAGAAAAAACAACUUCCAUGGACUUGAUCUUGACUGGGAAUACCCAUCAACAAACACAGACAAGACCAAUUUUGGCUCACUCAUCAAGGAAUGGAGAGCAGCUGUGGCCAGAGACUCUAGCAACACUGGCAAACCAGCACUGCUGCUAUCUGCUGCAGUGGGUGGCUCUGCCCAGAUCACAGAAUUGCAAUUCUACCCAGGUCAGGACAUAGCAAACAACUUGGACUGGGUCAAUGUCAUGGCUUAUGACCUUUUCCGCUCAGAUGAUUAUCCAACAUUGACACAGCCACCAGCUCCUUUGAGAAACCCUAGAGGCCAAUUCAGUGCGGAUGAAGGGGUCACAAAAUGGAUUCAGCUAGGAGUGCCACAGAGCAAACUAGCUCUGGGUUUACCCUUCUACGGUUUCAAGUGGAGCUUGUCAGAUCCUAAUCAACAUAGACUAUUCGCACCAGCAACAAAGGGGCUCGGGCAAGUGAAAUACAAGGAUAUAAAAAAUGCUGGGGCGCAGAUUGUGUACAACUCCACAUUUGUUACUAAUUACUGCUUCAAAGGGACAGAUUGGUUUGGCUAUGAUGAUACUCAGAGUAUUGCUGCCAAGGUUUCUUAUGCCAAGCAAAAGGGACUAUUUGGAUAUUUUGCUUGGCAAAUCGAACAGGACAGCAACUGGGCUCUUUCUCAAGCCGCUUCUCAAGCAUGGGGAUCGUAGAGGAUUGCAGAGCAAGAGUCUGAUAUGCUGGUUUUGCUCUCUGCCGUGCAUGGCUCUUUAAUUCACUUCUGUACCAGAAAAUAUUACUAAGAGAAUAAAGAUAGAGAGCUAUCUACUUUAUAGUAAGAAUAAUAGUUUCGAAGAUAAUAAUCAAAAUAAAAUUCCAAAGGAACUGGAACCUAAAGGUGUGUGAACUGUAUUUAGUUUCCUUCUCAUUUCCAUUGGAACGUUUAAUUUACUGCCGUUAUUGCAAGCAGAA
Lotus japonicus is the source of this 1446-nucleotide messenger RNA. RefSeq names its product class V chitinase-like. NCBI's taxonomy places the organism in Eukaryota, Viridiplantae, Streptophyta, Magnoliopsida, Fabales, Fabaceae. The transcript is spliced from 2 exons. Gene Ontology annotation, biological process: carbohydrate metabolic process; chitin catabolic process. Gene Ontology annotation, molecular function: chitinase activity; chitin binding. The coding region runs from base 93 to 1187 and encodes 364 amino acids. Gene Ontology annotation, cellular component: extracellular region. The record is from RefSeq and is a predicted model, not a curated record.